CUGGAAUCGUGUUGUAGGUUAUGUUCCUGUUGUUCAAUUGGCAUUUUACACUGUUUAUAACACAAAUUCAAGAUGCGAAGAUCUACUAGAGAAAGAAAGGUCCCAGAGAGAUUUCUAUUGCCCCCUGACUCCAGCGAGGGGAGUGAUGAAGAUGAUGAUUCCGACAAAGGCCCUGAUUUUGAUCCGCAAGAAGUGCGGGCCAUAAAAUGGAUGGACAACCGUGGUGUAGUGGUUGUAACAACCUUCGAGAGUGCCUUUCCCCUUACAAACAUGACCAGAUUUGAAAAAAAGGAAAAGAAGGUGAUAUCAGUACCAUGCCCAAGAGCAAUAACUACUUACAAUAAAUUUAUGGGUGGUGUCGACCUCCUAGACGGACUUGUGGCGUACUUCCGCAUAGACUUGAGGUCUAGAAAAUACUACAUGAGAAUUUUUAACCACUUUCUAAGUUAGACAUGGCUGUGGUAAAUAGAUGGCAUAUUUAUCGCCGAGACUGCCAUGCAAACGGAAUCCAGAAGAAAGACA
Macrosteles quadrilineatus (aster leafhopper) is the source of this 522-nucleotide messenger RNA. Its product is annotated as piggyBac transposable element-derived protein 3-like. The coding region runs from base 73 to 450 and encodes 125 amino acids. The record is from RefSeq and is a predicted model, not a curated record. The transcript is spliced from 2 exons. Lineage: Eukaryota; Metazoa; Arthropoda; Insecta; Hemiptera; Cicadellidae.